Polistes dominula (European paper wasp) is the source of this 4150-nucleotide messenger RNA. RefSeq names its product protein phosphatase 1G. Gene Ontology annotation, molecular function: cation binding; protein serine/threonine phosphatase activity. Gene Ontology annotation, biological process: protein dephosphorylation. Lineage: Eukaryota; Metazoa; Arthropoda; Insecta; Hymenoptera; Vespidae. The record is from RefSeq and is a predicted model, not a curated record.
CAGUACGCCGUGCUUGUGAAUACGGUAUUUUCUUCACCAGGCCAGGCCAGGCUGCUAGUUGUGCCCCUUGAUAUACUAUUUGCACAUACAUAUACAUUUAUAUAUAUAUAUAUAUAUAACAUAAUCACAUACACAUAUUACAUAUACAUACGGGAAUAUAUACUAUAAUACUAUACUAACGGAAAAAAGCAGGAACGACGACUUAUCGCCUCCGUUUUUUUUCUUCCCUCCCUGCGAGCGUGUGCGUGUGUGUUUUUUUUAUAUAAGAUGGGAGCAUAUUUAACGAAACCCAUUACCAAGAAGAUUUCCUCCGACAAAGUUGGGAAAAAUGUAGCGUUCGGUGCGAGUUCCAUGCAAGGUUGGCGUAUCAGUCAAGAGGAUGCCCACAACUGUUGCAUAGAGUUUGACAAAGAUGUUUCUUUAUUUGCUGUAUACGAUGGCCAUGGUGGACACGAGGUAGCUACAUAUUGCGCUCGUAAUCUUCCCAAUUUUAUUAAAGAAACAGAAGCUUAUAAAAGAGGUGAUAUCAGACAAGCAUUGAUCGAUGCCUUUUUGGGUUUUGAUGCUACAUUAGCUAAACCCGAAGUAAUUAGUAUUCUUAAAGAACUUGCAAAUCCAUCACCUCCAGGAUGUGAAGAGGAUGAAUUUAACGACACUGAUGAAGAAGAAAAUAUUAGCGAUCUACAUUUAGAAGCUGCAAUGCCGGUAGACCAAGUUAUAGCAAGUUAUCAAUCAGAGAUGUGGAAUGUUCAGCCUAAUCAUGCUGAAAAUGAGAAAUGUCCCAAACGCGCGUGUCCAUACUUAGUAGUAAGAAAAGGAAAGGAUAAAGCUAGUUGUUCGUCAUCUGGUGCCGGUUGUUCAUCUUCAUCAUCUGCAUGGAAUACAAACGAAGCUGACGUUAGUAGCUCUAGCCAACCAUGUGGUUCCUCUGUAUCAGUCACAUUGAAAAAAAAAGAAUCAUCUGGGAGUAACGAAGCAGAGCAAGUUCUUGACUCUACCACAAGCAAUGGAAAUAUACAUGCAUCAGUACCUGUAGUAUCUACCGCUGAUAUGGAAACCGCUAAAUCUGCCGACAUGCCGGAUAGUUCAGAAGAUGUUAAGGAAAAAGUAUCCAGUCCUGGAAAGUCGGCAUGUUCGGUAACAGUUACAAACGAAGUUGAAUUAAAUGGAGCAAAAUCAAAAAGAAUAGAAGGUGCGGAUAGUAGUAAAGGAGGGGGUGACAACGUAUCAAGCAGUUCUUGUACACCCGUAGAAAAUGGAGAUGCUGGACAGCAGGAAAGAAUAAGUAGCAGUGGUCGAAGAAGAGUUCAAUCGAGCGAGCUUUACCAAAGUUUUUUAAAAAGAAAAGAUGAUGAGUUGGAAGCGGAUGAUGAUGAUGAUGAUGAUGAAAAUGAUGAAACAUUUAAUGGAGUACUUGAAAGUGAUGAAGAUGAUACAGAAGAUGUUGACGAAGAUGAAAGCGACGAAGAAGACGAAGAUAAAAAAGAUAUGGAUGAAGAUGAUGAUGAGGAUGAAGAUGAAGAAGAUUCUGCAUUAAAUUUGGAAGAGCCAGGUUCGGACAGUGGAUGUACAGCAGUUGUCGCCAUACUCAAAGGAAACGAACUAUACGUAGCUAAUGCAGGAGAUUCUCGAUGCGUUUUGUGUAGGGAUGGUCAAGCUCUUGAACUCAGUUUAGAUCAUAAACCAGAAGACGAGCCAGAAAUGGAACGUAUUAUAAAGGCUGGUGGAAAAGUUUCGUUAGACGGCAGAGUGAACGGUGGCCUUAAUCUUUCGAGAGCACUUGGAGAUCAUGCAUACAAAAGAAACACAGUUUUGCUACCACAGGAACAAAUGAUAUCUGCGCUUCCAGAUGUAAGGCAUAUUACUAUUGAACCAGAAAGGGAUGAAUUCAUGAUAUUGGCUUGCGACGGUAUUUGGAAUUUUAUGUCGAGCCAGGGUGUUGUACAAUUCAUUAAAUCACGUUUAACCGAAAAGUAUGAUAACAUUUCUAAAAUUUGCGAAGAGUUAUUUGAUCAUUGUCUCGCACCAGAUACUUUUGGCGAUGGUACAGGUUGUGAUAAUAUGACGGCAGUGAUCGUACGAUUUAAACCACCAUCCUCAAAUGCAACGAACGCAACAAUAGCCGAAGUUUGUGUAAAAGAUAAAAGAUCAUUGUCACCUUCUAGCCCUAAUAAAGAGAGCAAUGAUUGUUCUACCGAGGAAAAUAGAAUGCAAUCUUGUAAACGUCUUAAAACAGAAGCAGCUAUUUAAAUUACCAACUGAAAACAUUGAUUUUAUAAACUACUGAUCUCCUCUUCUUUCCAAGAGCAGAUGGAUGAAUGUGAAAUUCAUUUUCAAACAAUGUAUUACAUUGUAAAACUGUUCAUUGAAGAUGGAUGUAUAAUCAUAAACGUACAGUAACGAUUAGUUACUACAUAAAUGUGUGAUGAAGGAAGAGAAGUGCGUUAGUUGGUGGCUGUUGGUUAUAGACUGAAAGAUAUUGGAGCAUAUGAAGAUGAUACGUUGCUUCUUUGUUUUUACGUUUUAUUUACAAAAUAUUUAACGAUCAGAAGAAGUAUAUGUGCAUUUGUGUCUGAAAGAGAGAAUACAAGAAUUUCUUUUUUCUUUAUUUUUAAUAAAUCAGAUAGAACACAUAAAAAUGUUAAAAGUCACAAAUUCGGUUAAAUGUGUGUAAAAAGCCACACAUUGUAAAUUAUAUGUAAAUGAAGCUCUUUCUCUCUCCUUUUUUUUCUUUAAUUAUUUAAUUUAGCUUUCUAAGCAAUGUUAAUCACUUAUCAUCUCAUUUGCUCCAUUUAAAUUGACGAAAUAUUCUCUUUAAGUUGUUAGCCUACUUAUAAUAUAGUAAGUAUAUGUAAUUGUAUAUAUUUAUAAAAUUUAGGGUAUAGGAUUUAUAUUUGUAAUAAUUCUAAACACUAUACAUACACAUAUAUAUAUAAACACACACACGCGCAAUACUGAACAUAAACACAGGUACACGAACAGAAACCGUUUCUUAUCUUUACAAAAUAAAGUUUAUUUUUGAAUCCCUGGGGUACAAUGGUUGAACGGGCAUAAUCUUUGAGCAUAAAAAAAAAUCUUUCAUUGCAGAAUUAAGACGUCCGCUUAUCAGAUGUUAUCGUUCUAUGAUUUUUUGUAUUGAUAAUAUUGUUAACAGAAAAAAAAAGGAAAAAAACGUAAUAAUAAUAAUAAUAUAUUAUUAAUAAUAAUAAUAAUAUUAAUAAUAAUAAUAAAUAAAUAGUAAUCUCACGUUACGUUACUUUAAAAGUGCCAUCGCACUUUUGUCAAUGAAUUCGAAUGCUCCUCCUUUAUGUAGAAAAACUAAUACGAUGAAUAAUUGAAAUUUUUCAUCGACAGUAUUCGAUAUAUUUACGUACGUACAUAGAAAAAAGAUCAAUCUGCAAAAACUUAUGUAUAAUAUUAUAUACUAUACUAUAAUGUACCACUUAAGGGCAUCUCGUGUGCGAGAAUUCAUCAUUUGUGACAUAUAAUUAUUGUACGAUAGAAAAUAAGAAGUAAGAAAAACAAUCAUUUCUCGACAACAAAAUGUAAAUAUAUGUCGCUCCCAUUUAACUGUACUAAUUCGAAUUACGUUCAUUGAUUUUAUCGAAAGAAACAAAUAAGAAAUAAUACGUGAAACGAAAGACCUAAUUAAAACAAAACAAAAAGAAAUGCAAAAGCACAAAACGUUGUUGUGGUGGUGAUGCCUAAAACUGUAAUCGCUGCUGAAAGAAAACAAAAGAAAAGAAAAAAAAAAUACAAAUAUAAUAACUCGAUGAUUCUCUCGUGUCGUAGAAUGUUCUCAAUGAAAUUGUCAAUACGGAUUGACAAACUGUUUGUAGAUUUUUAUAACGAUACUCGUGUACCGAGUCUUCAGAGUAUCGAUUCAAAAAAAAAAAUAAAACUGAUGUGCCUUUUCAAUUCAGGGGUUUGUCAACUUAACCGAUAUGUGUACUGUGUAACUCUUGACACCAUUAUUAUUCUCAUUAAGAAGGGUUCUCUCGUACACCCCCUUACCACCCUCAACCCAUCAAAAACCCCCCUCAAACCCCCUUCAUGCAUUCUUUUAAGCUACAAACUUCGACUCAAACUUAUGUACAAUAGUAAUAUUCUGAUUCAUAAUAUAUGUUCAUUCGAUUAGUCUAUAAAUUAA